Messenger RNA from Lycium barbarum (goji berry), 1902 nucleotides. RefSeq lists its product as uncharacterized. Gene Ontology annotation, molecular function: zinc ion binding. The record is from RefSeq and is a predicted model, not a curated record. The coding region runs from base 1 to 1902 and encodes 633 amino acids. The transcript is spliced from 7 exons. Lineage: Eukaryota; Viridiplantae; Streptophyta; Magnoliopsida; Solanales; Solanaceae.
AUGGAGGGAAUUGAAUUCCAUCAUGAUGGUGAAAGUAGUUCCAGUUCAAUAAACAGGGGUCGAGAAAUUCAAUCUUCAUACAUGGGAAAUAUUAUUGAACAGAUUGAUAUGGCUUCAAGUGAACAUAUUGAGUUGUUGGAUAGUUGUGAAACUGAAAUAAUAAGCGACCCUCGACAUGAAUUUGUUGUGGAAAAACAGAUUUACAAGGAUAAAGAAACACUCAAUGCAGUUAUGAGGCAAUAUGCCUUUAUGAAGCAGUUUCAAUUUCGGGUGAAAAGGUCUGGUACAAAAAGCUAUCAUCUCGUAUGCCCUGGUGACAAUUGUUCAUGGUGUUUAAAGGCCUCAAGUCUAAAUGAGUCAAGGCUUUUCAAGAUUAGGAAUUUCUGUGAUGUGCACACAUGCUUGUUAAAGGAUAGAAUUUAUGAACAACGUCAAGCAACUUCCAAUGUCGUCAGCAUUAUUAUAAUGGAUAAGUAUGAAGAUCCAAAAACAAUAUACACACCCAAGGAUAUAUCUAGGGACAUGAGGAAACAACAUGGUGUAACAUUGACCUACAUGCAAGCUUAUAGAGCGAAGCAAAAGGCAAUGAUUAUGUUACGAGGGGAUCCCACCGACUCGUACACACUGGAAGCUUGUAUUAGAGGAUGGGAGUAUUGCAGACCUAUAGUGGUGGUUGAUGGAACCCAUCUUAAAUCGACUUACAAGGGGACUAUGCUAAUUGCUUGUACAUUGGAUCCAGGAGGUAGUAUACUGCCGCUUGCAUAUGGUAUAGUUGAUUCCGAAAAUGAUUCAUCUCGGACAUGGUUCUUUGAGCGGUUCAGGGAUGCUUUUGGUGAGAGGGAGAACAUGCGCUUUGUGUCGGACAGACAUGAAAGUAUAUGGAAUGCGAGUGCAGCAGUGUACCCUGGGCUACCUCAUUAUGCCAGUAUUUGGCAUUUGUGGAACAAUUUAAUUAAGCAAUGCCACAGAAACAAAGAGCAGAUGAGGAAAUUAUACUAUGCAAUGGCUAAGGCAUACACCCUCCAAGAGUUUAACGAAUGCAUGGGAAGGGUGACCAAAAUAGAUAGGAAGCUGAAGAGAUACUUGUUUGAGAUUGGUUAUCAUAAAUGGACACGGAUACAUGCAACAGUAAAAAGAACAUGGACACAGACUUCAAACAUAGCUGAAUCUAUAAACAAUGCUACAGUGAAUGCUAGGGAAUUGCCGGUGGCAAAAUUAUUGGAUUUCAUGAGGGAAUUGGUUGAAAGAUGGAAUGCGACGCACAAUGAAAAAGCAAAAAGAAUACAUUCACAGAUCUUACUAAAAAGUAUCAAGAAAUUAUCAACAAGAAUGGGGUAUUAUCACACCGUACGAGCUUCCACUGAAUUUCUACAUACAGUGAUUGAUGGUGUUAGGAGGUUCACAGUGUGUCUUCGAGCUAGGACGUGUACUUGUGGAAGAUUUCAACUGGAUGAGAUACCUUGCGGGCAUGCUAUGGCUGCUAUAGUGUAUAGGCACCAACAUGGAGCGGAAUAUACCUCUGCCUACUACAAUAAUAAGAAUUUCCUAGAUACAUAUGCAAUACCAGUUGUGCCUCUUCCAUGUGAAAGUACAUGGGAUAUACCGAGGCAUGUAAAGGAAGAGAUUGUGUUGCCACCAGAUGGUAAAAUACCACCAGGAAGACCAGCUACCAAACGAAUGAAACCAUUCCACGAGGGGAAAUUUAAGAAAUCAACAGUGACAUGUAGCAGAUGUGAGCUCACAUUACCUGUGGUUUGUUGGUGGACUCACUGGCUUUCACUUGUAUCUAAUAAGCACCAAUCAGAACCUGAAGCAAGAGCAGCUACACGAUUCAAAACGCCUCUCAAACCAAAUUGUAUGAAAGACGUAUCAAAUAUGAUUAAUAAACUUAAAGAUUCAUAG